AAAAAAUGUAAACAAUCAACAGUCAGUUUCUGUUGAUGAUCGUUGGAAGGUGUUUGUUGACCAAUUCAUCUGAGUGAUUAACUAUUUGUCUUUUAAUUGUUUCAACCUAAUUUGGUUUUAUUAUAUAAUCUUAAUAAAGAUUUACUUGUUGAAAAAAUGGCUCCUAAUAGUAAUACCGACAACAAUAAUAGAAUCGGAAGUGAUCAGAGUAUUGUUUAUGAAAAAGAUCCAAGUGAAGUGAUUAAUCAAUUUCGAUGCCUAAUUGGAGAGAGCUCAAUUCUGAAUGUUUAUAAAUAUGAAGAUGAAUUGUUACUCAAAUUUUUACGAUCUCGUGAUUAUAAUUUACAAAAGACACUGAUAACUCUUGAAGGUUACGUGAGUAAAUUACACGAUAGAUCAGAUCUGUUUACUUGGCAGCCGAAAGAGGCUGAGAUCGCAUUGAAGACUAACGUAUUCAACUAUUUACUUGACGGAUCGACCAAUGGUCAGCAGAUUUUUUUCCUCCAUCCAGGCCGUUGGAAUCCGAGAGAGGUCACAUUGGAAACAAUCAUUGCCAUGGUUGUACUUUGCCAGGAAAUAACCUUGUUAGAUGAGAAAGUUCAAAGAUCGGGAGUAGUGGUCAUCAUUGAUAUGACUGGACUUUCUCUUAAUCAUCUCUACAAAUGUGGCAUUACAAAUGCCAAGUUAAUCUCCGAUUUGACAGAAAGAUGUAUCCCUGUAAAUAUCGUCAAUAUCCAUGUAGUGUUUCAGAAUUGGUUAACUGAAAUGGCCUACAAUUUGUUCAAACCAUUUAUCGAUGAAGAAUUGAAGAGGAAAAUAAUUUUCCAUGGUUAUAAUACCGGUUCGAUUCAUCAAUAUUGUCCAAAAUCCGUUUUACCAAUUAAAUAUGGUGGAACUCACGAAGAACCUGAUCUUGAUAAAAUGUACCAAAUUUUGGUUAAUGACAAUCACAAAAUCCAAGAGAUUUGGAAUAAAUAUAAAACAAAAUUAAUCGACGAUUAGGAAAAAAAAUGUAAAUCAAUUUGUAAAAUUUUGUAAUACAAUUAAAAACAAUUUCCAGUGAAAUUGAAAUAUUAAUAAAUUUGCUAGAAGUUGUAAUGAUA
Messenger RNA from Panonychus citri (citrus red mite), 1103 nucleotides. RefSeq names its product alpha-tocopherol transfer protein-like. The transcript has a single exon. Gene Ontology annotation, molecular function: phosphatidylinositol bisphosphate binding. Bases 157 to 1002 code for a protein of 281 amino acids. Gene Ontology annotation, cellular component: membrane. Lineage: Eukaryota; Metazoa; Arthropoda; Arachnida; Trombidiformes; Tetranychidae. The record is from RefSeq and is a predicted model, not a curated record.